GCGAAACCAGUCAGACCAGUACACAACAGAGAGAACAUGGCAUCCGACCGGACCGGUACCCAACCUGGAGAAAGCGGGGACGUUCAUUUAUUAGAUGAAGAUCCGCUUGAGGAAUCCAGCGGGGGGCAUGCCCCCAAAAGACAUGCCCGGGUUACGGUCAAAUACAACCGCAAAGAGCUGCAGAGACGCCUCGAUGUGGAGAAGUGGAUUGAUGAGCGUCUUGACGUGCUCUACUCUGGUCAGGAAGAAGAUAUGCCUGAAGAGGUGAAUAUUGAUGACUUCAUUGACCUUCCUGAUGAUGUGGAACGUGUUCAAAAACUGCAGGAGCUUCUUACAAAGUGUAACAAAGACACUGAGACCUUCGUCAGAGAGCUGGUGGAGAAGCUACAGGGAGUUCAUAAGGAGGAAGAGCUGCAGAGUGAAGGCGUGGAGCAUCCCGUCAUCGCUCACAGCCACCAUCGCCAUGAACCUUAUCACUUCAACAAACCACACCAUUUCCACCAAGGCCAGAACCAGACCCUUUGACGAGCUGCCCCAACCUCCAUUAUAUAUACACACAGUCAUUCAAAACCCAUAACACUCAUGUAUUUAAUGAUCCAUAUGAUUUGGUUUGUCAAAUCCUUGCCAGUGGAUAUACAAAACAGUUGUGCUUGGAGAAUUUGGUUUCUGACUGCCAAUGACGUGCUUGUGGCACAGUGCGAGAGAAGAAACAAGUUCAAACUUAUUACCGUUAUUUCUAAACUAUUAUUCAUUUAAAAGUGUAGUCAAAUAGAAUGCAUGUAUAUUUUGACACAUCCAUCAUCAUAGUCAUGAUUCAAUUGUGUUUCUUCAAGUCUAUUAAAAUGAAACCACCAAGCUA
Molecule: messenger RNA, 859 nt
Organism: Syngnathus typhle (broad-nosed pipefish)
Lineage: Eukaryota; Metazoa; Chordata; Actinopteri; Syngnathiformes; Syngnathidae
Gene: ppp1r14aa
Product: protein phosphatase 1, regulatory (inhibitor) subunit 14Aa
Exons: 4
Coding region: 37-525 (162 amino acids)
Biological process (GO): regulation of phosphorylation
Cellular component (GO): cytoplasm
Molecular function (GO): protein serine/threonine phosphatase inhibitor activity
Source: RefSeq, a predicted model, not a curated record